AUGAAGAAGCAUGGACUGACCGCUCGGCCUCUGGAGGCAGCAACGAACAUCCGAGUGGAGAGUCUUCCUCCGACUGUGGUGAAAGUUGUGGAAAAGAUUUGCGUUAAAAAAGACCUUGAGUUGAAGUCUAUCACAGUGAAGGCAUAUCCAUACUACGAGUCACUGGGAACCGCCUUGUACAGCAAAGAACGCCCAACAUGGAAGAUGCCCGAGCCCUUCACAGAGCCUGUUCUCCACAUUAUCUGGAAAUUCCUUGUGGAGAAGAAACUAUCAGAACACAUCAAUGAUCAGAUGCGUCCACACUUCUGCAGAGAAGAUGCCAUCCUGGUGCUGGAUGCAUCACAAGGGGUUCUGACAGUUGCUGGCCGAGCUGAUGAUAUAAAACGAAUCAGGGCUCCUGUGGAGAAGAUUCUUCUGAAAGCCAUGAGUCACAUUGAACGACAGACAAAGAGCAUCUCUGAGGAAAUGAUUUUGCCCCCUGCAUGGUUCUACAUCCUGAAGCUGGAGGGGCUCCAGACAGCUGCUCUGGACAUUUCUCCUGAGAUGAAACUCUCUUAUGAUGAAGGCACCCAGAAGUUGACCAUUACAGGACUCACUGCAGAGUUCUACAAGACCAAGUCAUGGAUCUCUGAGAAGAUAAUGAAUAUGAGUAAGAAACAACAGAAUGUCCCCCCAUGUCUUCUAGACUUUCUCAGAACAUUGGAUCCCAUGGACAUGUCCCAGGAUCUGUUCACAUCUCAAGGCAUCAGUGCAGUCUACACCAUUGAAAGCAAAUGGCUUCUCCUGUUGGGGAGUUCUGACAGAGCCCUUGUUGAUGCGGAAAGUAAGAUGAAGACUGCUUUGGCUCAUCAGAUUGUAGAAGUGGAAGACCAAAAAGUUCUAAAACUUCCCACCUGGGGCCACCUGAAGCAAAAGCUGCUGGAUACCUACAACCUAUCCAAGAAAAAAACUGUUGCCAUUGAGAUGCAUCCAGAAAGAAGAAACAAAAUAACAGUGGCGGGUUUUGUGAAUCCAGUGAAAGAGGUCAGCCAGAGUCUGAGGGAGUUUAUUGCAAAGAUGGCCAACUGCUCCAGCGUUGCACUGCCAGCGAUCAGCUCGGGCAUCUUUGGUUUCCCUGUUGACCUCUGUGCUGAGACCAUAGCCCAGGCAGUUCGGGAGCACUGUGACAGCCCACAAGGUCUGAGAUCAUUAACUGAGAUUCACCUGGUGGACAACAAUGAUAGCACCGUCAGAGUCAUGGCUACAGCUGUGAGCAAGGAGUUCUCAGACCUCGGACCUAUCAUGACCAUCCCACAGCAAGCAGGCGGGAAACGAACAGGAGCUUCAGGUGGACAUAAGCGGGGUCGAGGCAGAGGCAGAGGUCAGAACCAAUCACAUGAUGCCAGCUGGUGUAAUGAAAAACGAGAAGAAGGAAGAGGCGGUGGAAGAGGAGGUGGAAGGGGAGGAAAUCAUCACGGUAACAGGGGAGGCCUGAGCCCCAAGCAACAAAUCAGCCAUAGAGAGCAUGGAGGGUUGGAGCAGACCACAGCUGAGGGGCUGAAGAUCAUUUUAUGUAAGGGAAGCAUUCAGGACCAGACUACUGACGUCAUCGUCAACACCAUCUCAGAGGACAUGACACUGAACCAGGGAGCUGUGUCCAAAGCCAUCCUGUCAGCAGCUGGAAGCAGUCUGCAGGACGCCAUCUACUCUGAAGUCAGAAGGAACACGCUGCGAUACGGUGAUGUUGUCGUCACUGACGGCUACAACCUCACGUGCCAGAAAGUCUUUCAUGCUGUUUGUCCUUUCUGGGACAAAGGAGGCGGCCAGGCAGAGGAGGAGUUAACGUCCAUCAUCAGAUACUGUCUGGUGGAGGCUGAGAAACGUCAGAUGGCAUCGUUGUCCUUCCCAGCCAUCGGGACAGGAAACCUGAGCUUCCCCAGAGCCCUGGUGUCCAAACUCCUGCUGAGGGAGAUCCGCUCGUACAGCAGCAGCAGAAACCCUCGCUGUUUGAGAGAGGUGGUCAUCGUCGUUCACCCCAGUGACAGCCAAACCGUGGAUUGUUUCACCAGAGAGUUCACCGGUCAGAGGAACGUCCAACAUGAAGCACGUGGUUUUCAUGAGGUACCAGCUCAACAGGCUGUCGACCAAUCACAGCACUCCUCAGUCUUGUCCACCUCCCUCGAUGUGUACCAGAUGCAGAUCGAUCAACUCACCUUUGAGGCAUCAUCAGGUGACAUUACCAAGGAAGCCAGUGAUGUCAUUGUCAAUUCCUCCAAUCAGAGCUUUAACCUUAAAGCAGGAGUGUCCAAGGCGAUCUUAGACGGUGCUGGAGUAACAGUUGAGCAGGAGUGCGCUCAGCUCGGUGUGUACAUGAAGCUCCAG
Pundamilia nyererei is the source of this 2361-nucleotide messenger RNA. RefSeq names its product poly [ADP-ribose] polymerase 14-like. Gene Ontology annotation, biological process: positive regulation of type II interferon-mediated signaling pathway; negative regulation of gene expression; protein poly-ADP-ribosylation. The transcript is spliced from 11 exons. The annotation marks the transcript as partial. Gene Ontology annotation, molecular function: transcription corepressor activity; ubiquitin-like protein ligase binding; NAD+ poly-ADP-ribosyltransferase activity. Gene Ontology annotation, cellular component: nucleus; cytoplasm. The record is from RefSeq and is a predicted model, not a curated record. Lineage: Eukaryota; Metazoa; Chordata; Actinopteri; Cichliformes; Cichlidae.